Messenger RNA from Coregonus clupeaformis (lake whitefish), 2993 nucleotides. RefSeq names its product anosmin-1-like. NCBI's taxonomy places the organism in Eukaryota, Metazoa, Chordata, Actinopteri, Salmoniformes, Salmonidae. Gene Ontology annotation, biological process: neuron differentiation. Gene Ontology annotation, cellular component: cell surface; extracellular region. Gene Ontology annotation, molecular function: peptidase inhibitor activity; protein binding. The coding region runs from base 65 to 2089 and encodes 674 amino acids. The record is from RefSeq and is a predicted model, not a curated record. The transcript is spliced from 14 exons.
UUAACACGCAGUGUAGCCCGAUCAGUGGACGAAUAAAAAGCAGUAGCCUACCCGCCAACGAAAAAUGUUGCCCGGGAGCGUAAAUGUAUGUGUGACCCUGUGUCUAUGGAUUACAGUGUUGUCGACCCAUGGAACUUUCGCUUCGAGGACCAGGCAGGAUGACUCUUUCUUCACUGGCAGCAUUUACCGAGCGAGAUGUGCCUCGAGAUGUCUCAGCCUGCACAUCACUCGCAUCUCCGCUUUUUUCAAGCACUCCCAGAAUAAUGGAUCCUUGGUGUGGUGUCAGAAUCACAAACAGUGCUCAAAGUGCCUACAGCCCUGCAAGGAAUCCUGGGACCUGAAGGAAAACCAGUGCCAGGACUUAUGCGAGACUCUCUUUCCCAAGAAGCACUAUGAGUGUCUGACUAGCUGUGAGUUCCUGAAGUCUGUGGAGGGGGUGAAGCAGGGGGACUGCCCGGCUCCUGAUAAGGCCAGUGGCUUCGCUGCAGCCUGUGUGGAGAGCUGCGAGGAGGAUGGAGAGUGCUCCGCUGUCAAGAAGUGCUGCUCCAAUGGCUGCGGGCACACCUGUCAGAACCCCAAGAACCUCUACAAAGGAGCUCCUCUGAAGCCCAGGAAGGAGCUAGUGUUUGUGGAACAGCUGUCAGGAUGCCUGGAGAUCCGCUGGUCCUCUAAGUUCAACAUCUCUGUGGAGCCUGUCCUGUACGUGGUGCAGCGCUGCUGGAACUAUGGCAUCCACCCCAGUGAGGACGACGCCACAGAGUGGGAGACCGUGGCACAGACUACAGAGGAGCGCGUCCAACUGGCCGACAUCAGAGCCAGCAGAUGGUACCAGUUCAGAGUGGCGGCCGUCAACGUGCACGGGACCCGCGGGUUUACUGCCCCCAGCAAGCACUUCCGCUCCUCCAGAGAUCCUGCUGCCCCUCCCAGCCCAGCCAGCCUGCGUGUCACCAACCUGACGCUGGGUCCUGAGGGGACGGUGACAGCCCGUCUCAACUGGACCCUGCCCGAGGAGCCUGACAUCCCCGUCCAUCACUACAAAGUCUUCUGGAGUUGGACCGUCCCUGGCAAGUCCCUGGUGCCAUCCAAGAAGAAGAGAAGGAAGAGCACCAAUGAGGCCCAGAGCUGGGUGGAUCUGGAGGGGCUGCUGACCAACAGUAGCUACACAGUGGAGCUGCAGGCCGUCACCUACUGGGGUCAGAAGCGUCUGAAGAGCUCCAAGGCAUCACUCCACUUCAGCACUGCCUCCCAGAACAAUGGCUCAGUGAAACCAGUGUCCAAGAAAGAGAAGGAGGAGGUGAUGAUGCCCGUUGGCUCCACCCUGGGCAAGCGCCUGGCAGGCCCUCUGGAGGUCGGCACACCCUUCUACCAGGACGACCAGCUGCAGGUCCGCGUUUACUGGAAGGACCGGGGAGACCCUCUGGUGAGUCGUUACCAUGUCCAGUGGAUGCCUGAGUACUGCAGCCAUAACGAGACCAGAGGAGCAGAGAAAUCAGUCACGCAGGAGAACUACAUCAACCUCCCGGGCCUGCUCUUCUCCUGCAAGUACAAAGUCACCGUUCAUAUGCUCAAGUCCAAGAGGCGCGCCAAGGACGAGAGCACCACCUUUCUCACCCCGUCCUGCUCCACCAUCAGGAACAAGAGCCACAAACACAUCCCCUGUCCUGGGGAGGGAGCCCCAGUUCUCAAAGUGUUGGCUAAGCCGGAGAAUCUGACGGCAUCCUUCUCCAUCCACGAGGGAAACAUCACGGGCAACUUCCUGUGGCGGGUGUCACGGUUCCUGGCCCAUCAACGAAUCACAGGCUUUCAGGUCACCUGGGCAGAGGUCACCACAGAGAGCCGACAAAACAGCCUGCCCAACAGCAUCAUCUCCCAGUCGCAGAUCCUGCCUCCAGACCAUAAUCUGCUGGUGGUGUCCAACCUGCGAUCAGCCACGUACUACAGACUGGAGGUCCAGGUGAUAACGUCAGGAGGGGAGGGUCCUGCCACCGUCAAGACCUUCCAGACCCCCAGUGUGUUACCAGUCCUGCAACACCGACCCAGACUCAGGCAGCACCAUCCACACCAGAAGCCCUCAGCAGAGAGACAUUGAGACCCCUUGGCCCAUCAGACCCAGUGUGGCCAGAAUCAAUGUCUCACAGCACCUUCACCCAGGGAGGGAAUUCGGUGUGGAACCAAACAGCAACACAGCAAACACAGCAGACCAUGAACUUUGACCCCAACCCAUGUGGUAUGGGUUCACCUUCAGGCUGCACAGAAUAUGCUUUCCCCUCACAGUCCUUUCAGAUUCAAUCCACUGACUGGGCUCUCUGCACCAUACAGUCAGAUACAUACUCUUACGUAGGACUUUUCAUUAGGACAGGUUGGUUCAUUCUCCCGUUAUUUCACUGAAAGUUUUGUGGGACUAAGAUGGUUAAGGAGUUCCCAAACUGUUUUCAUCCAAUAUAACCAAUUACAAAGCAACAGUAUAUUACCAAUUCCAAUUGUAUUUCAUUAGAUAAAAUAGGACACACAAUCAUUUUUUUACCAUGAUAUUCAAGCAUUUCGUUUGAAUAUCAUGGUAAUUAAUAGAGUUGGGAUGUAUACCGUAUAUACCACAUCCCAGCUUAUUUCAAAAUAUUAUCAGUAUGGCUUUCCAGUACCGUCAAUACCGUUUAUUUUUUAUUUUUUUAAAUGCAUUUGAAUAUUGAUACUUUUUAAAUACCUGCAGUCAACUUGUGCACUAGGUAAUAGAUAAAGCAGAUCGUGUUCAUCAUUUCACCUGUUAUAUGAUUUUCCAUUAUGAAGCUUAAGGUACUAGUUUCCCAAAACAGCUGUUUGAGCCAGCCAUGUGUGUCUGUUUACAAAGAAGCACAAUGAGCAAAAUGGGAGCUUCUUGAGGUGAGUCACUCCUGCAGCACAACUUAAGUGAGGUAAUGAAGUUAUUUUUUAAAACAUUUUAGUCAUUUAGCAGACGCUCUUAUCCAGAGCGACUUACAGUUAAUGAGUGCAUACAU